AUGUCAACUAGUCCUUCUCAAAGAAACAAUUCACCAGAAAUAACUACUACAAUGACAAGUAAUGUUAAUGACGAUGAUGCACAACAAUUUCAACAGAUAAUACGUGACCGAAAAUACGAACGUGAAGAUAUCCAAAAGAAAGCAUUCACUAAAUGGAUUAAUAAUCAAUUAGCAAAUACAAGCUCAACGCUAGCUAUUACAGAUUUAUUUCAAGAUUUACGUGAUGGUGUCGUCCUACUUCGAUUAUUGGAAGUACUUACUGGGAAUGAAUAUAAAAGAGAAAAUGGUAAAAUGCGUGUACAUCAUAUUGGAAAUGUUAAUAAAGUUAUUGCUGUACUUAAUGAACAUGGAAUUAAACUUCUUAGUAUAUCGUCCAAUGAUAUUGUUGAUGGUAAUCCAAAAUUAACACUUGCAUUAAUAUGGUCAAUUAUUCAAUAUUGGCAAGGCAAAGAUGUUAUUGAAUCUGCUGCACCUGAUUCACGACAGACUAAUAUUGAAAAAUUCCUUCUUUCAUGGUGUCAACAACAAACAAAAGGAUAUAAAGGUGUAGAAAUUAAUGAUUUUACACGUAGUUGGCAAGAUGGUCUUGCUUUUAAUGCAUUAAUUCAUAAAUUUCGUCCAGAUUUAUUUGAUUAUGAUGAUCUUUUACAAAAUGCAUCGGCUAGAAAUCUUGAACAUGCAUUUAGUGUAGCAAAAAAUGUUUUCAAAAUUGACCGAUAUCUUGAUGUUGAAGAUGUUCUCUCUGAUUAUCCGGAUAGAAAAUCUAUUUUAAUGUAUGUAAUGUGCCUCUUUCAACAAUUACCAUCAAGUAAUAUUGUUAUCGAAGAUAAAGAGAAAAGUGAACCAUCGACGACGACGAUCACAAGUGAUGAUACGACGGAGAUUAAGUCUCUACCAGAACAUGAUGUGACUCAAUUGAAAAAUUUUAAAACAAAUAUUGAAAAAAUACUUCAAUGGAUUCUUCAACUAGAAGAUGAACUUAAUAAACAAGAUAAAACUGUAUCAAAUGAGUUAAAAACUAUUAAAGAACAAUUUCAAAAUCAUGAAGAAUUUAUGAUUAGUUUAACAAAAGAUCAAAAUCAAAUCGGUGAUAUACUUCAUGAUGGAAAUCAACUCUUAAGAUCAUAUAAAAUGACUUUACCACCAGGAGAAGAAAAUGAAAUAAAAGAACAAAUGAAAACUCUUAAUCAUCGUUGGGAAUUAUUACGUUCAAAAUCACUCGAUAGACAAUCCAUUCUUCAUAAAACCUUAAUGAAACUUCAAAUUGAUCAAAUUGAUACAUUUGAUGCUUGGUUAUCUCAAACCGAACAACGUAUAUCAAGAGAUUUAGAUAUAAUGGAAGCAAAUUUAUCGGGUAUUGAUCGACAAUAUCAACAGUUAGCUCAACUACAAGAUGAACUUGUUGGUCAACAAGCUACAACUGAAUCAUUACAAAAUAUGAUUAUUGUUGUUGACGAUUCAUCAUCAAACGAUGAAGAUCAAACAUUUCCAUAUACAUCAACAGAAAUCGAAGGAAAAUUAUUAAAUUUAAGUGAACGUUGGGCACAUAUAUGUAAUUUUGUACAUACUCGUUGGAUACAAUUACAAGAAGUUAAAAUUGAAUUUGAACAAAUUGAAUUAAAUCAUGAUAAAGUUGAUAAAUGGUUAAAAGAUAAAGAAGAUGAAAUAAAUAAAAUGAAAUCAGAAACAAAUAUUAGUAAUACUGAUAUACUUAUGCAACAAGUUCAUUCUAUUCAGAAAACUGAAUCAGAAAUGAAUGGUAUACGUCAAUCAAUUCUUUCAUUAGACAAUAGUUUAAAAAUUCUUAGUGCAUUUUAUGAUAGUACAACAUCAAAUGAAUUAAAAACUUUAAAUGAAAAAAUAAAUAAUUUUGAAAAACGUUGGGCACAACUUAUUGAUGACCUUGAACAAUGUUCGACAAGAUUAAAAAAAUUGAGUUCAAAUUUUGAAAAAAAUACUCAAACAAAUAUUAAACCAACUGAUGAUAGUACACAGAAAACUACAACAACAACAACAACAGUUGUCGAAGAAACAACAACGACAACAACAAAUGCUGAAAAUCCAGAUGAUUCAAUAAAUAAAAAACGAAAAAUAAAUCGAGAAAAUACCAUGAAAUCAGAUUUUGAUUUAUCAGCAAGAAAAUAUAUUGAUUGGAUUGAUAAUAUUGAAAGAAUAUUAGCUGAAAAACCAUCAAAACAAUUACAAUCGAAUGAACGUGAACUUAUUAUUCAAGAAGUUAAAACAAAAUAUCUAUCAUAUGAUGAUCAAUUUAAAGUUCUUAUUCAAACGGGAAAUAUAAUAACAAAACAACUGAAAGAUGCAAAUGAAGAUUCAAGUGAACAUGAAACAACAUUAAAUAUAUUAGAAAAUCGAUGGCAAGAACUUCAUCAACAAAUCCUUAAAUGUGAACAAGAUAUUGAACAAUCAAAAUUUAAUGAUGAAAUUCAAACAUUAACUAAAAUACGUAAUGAAUAUCAAACAUGGAUUGAUUCAACACCAGAAUCUAGUUCAAAUACUGAAUAUCAGGCAAAAUUAACAAGUUUUCAAACAUAUAACGAACGUCUUGCUCAUUUAAAGCGUAUGGCUGAUCGUUUUGAUACGAAUACUUUUCAACGUACGAAUGAUUUGUUACGUUCAUGGGAUGACACACAUUCUCGACUACGUGAGCGAACUAUUCCUGUCGAACAUAUGCAACAGCAGACAUCAGGAAUAACUUCUAGUUCAACUGCAACAUCGUUUCGUCAAACAGGUACUACAUCAAUUCCAGUAAGUCCUAUUCGAUCAGAAAUAAAUGAACAAUCAUCAUCAACAGCAACAACGACAACAACAAAUCUAGGUCCAUCCAUUGGUGAAAAUGGUAGUGUUUUUACUUUAACAAAUAUUUACACAUUUGGUGGUAAUGAUGGAUCUUAUAAUAAUGGUUCCUCUGAUGUACAACCAGAUAAAUAUCGUGUAAAAUCAUUUGUUGAAGUAUUUGAUCAGCCUUCAUCACAACAAGAUAGCGAAUACGAACGACGUUAUCGUGAAAGUCACUCAUCGUCUGUUACACGAAAAAUACGUACUAGUGCUACUGAUACAUAUGAUUAUGGUCAAAAUGGAGGUCACGAAUCAUCACUUUAUCAACAUAAUUAUGAAACAACAAGUCCAUCAUCAAUAAGAUGUGUUCAAGACACAAGUUAUUCGUCAAUAUUACCAACAAUAUUUACUGAUACUCAACGUAAAUUACGUAUAUGGCUUGAAUAUGUUGAACCACAAUUAGUACAUGAUAAAGCUCGUGUUAUUAAUAUUCAUGCAAUUCAUAUGAAAAAAAAAGUUUAUAAAGAUUUACUUGAUCAAACAUUUGAACAAGAACAUCAUUUAGAAUCAUUAAAUAAAAUCGCUAAUGAAUAUUAUUCUAAAUUAACUAUUGAUGUUUCUCGACGUUUAGAAGAAGAAUUAAUUAAUUAUCGUGAUCGUUUAAAUGAUAUUAAAAUGUUUUUAAGUGAUCGUUUAACAAAGUCUACUAAUCUUGAUAAAACAUUAAAUGAUUUUGAAAGUGGAAUCGAAGAAGUUAGAGUUUGGAUACGUAAUGCUCAGACACGUUUAGUGAGUGACACAACUUCGUAUGGAUUAGAAAAUCAAAUGGAUAGAAGUCAAACUCUUCAACAUGAAAUACGUGACAUGCAAACAAUUAUUAAUGGUUUAAAUAGAGAUAUUAUUGAGUUAACACGAGAUGCUGAUGAAAAUUUAGCAAGACGUUUAAGAGAAGAAAUACGACAAUUAAAUGAAAGUUGGAGUCAUUUUAUUAGUUCAACUAAAACUUAUUCACAAAAUAUACAGGAUGCUUUAAAACGUACGAAAUUAAUACAAGAAGAUAUUCGUGAAUUAGAAGAUUGGAUUAUGGAUAGAGAACGUGAAACAUUACUUGAUGAUACAUCAAUAUUUUAUCAUGAACAAAUACGUGAACGACUUGAACAGUACCAAAGACUUCAAACGGAACUUACUCUUAAAGAGUUUACUGUGCGAACUUUAAUUGAACAAUCCUCACCUGAAUUAGCACAACAAAUCGAUACAGUUAUUUCAAAUUGGUCGAAUUUACAAAAACGAGUUGAUAAUAAAGUUGUAUUUUAUACAGAUCUUUAUAAAUUAUAUGAAGAACUUAAAGAUUUACUUUAUCAUGAAAAUAUUUGGCUUGAUACAUUACAAAAUCGAAUCUAUACAACAGGAAAUACUAAUGUUGAUCUCGAAGAUGCAUCUGAAGAACUUGAUAGUCUCGAACGUUUUCUUAAAACUCAUUCAACAGUUAGUUAUGAGAAAAUUUUUGAAAUAUCAGAUCGUCUUCAAAUAAUGAAAGUAUCAAUACCAACAAUAAAUAGUCAAAUAAAUCAAUUUCGUAUUCGUUGGGAUCAAUUACAUGAAGAUGUUACAAAAAAAAUUCAUGCACUUAAUUCUCAAAUAUCUGAUUAUCAACAAUUAAGACAUCAAAUAACAGCUAUGUUUGAAUGGAUGAAUCAUACAGAUGCAAUACUUAAUUCAAGAUUAAAAGAUGCUGUUUAUGCUAGUGAUGUACCGAGUGAAGCUGAUAAAUUAACUGUUGAAUUUAAUCAAUAUGAAGCAUUUUUACGUACUAUUGAAGAUAAAAUUCAUUCAUUACGUAUCAUAGGAAAACAUGAUGCUGCUAAACGACUUGAACAACAAUUUAUUUCAUUAAAAAAUCAAUUUAUUCAAUUAAAAAGUAAAUUUCGACAAUUUCAAAAACCAUCUGAUUUUGAACCAAAAUAUGCUAAAAUGCGACAAAUUUUAUAUGAUGUUGAACAAAAUAUGUAUACACUUGAAAUACGUUCUGAUGAUCCAGAUGUAAUUCAUAAUCAAUUAGAACAUUGUUUAAAACUUUAUAAAACUUUAUCUGAUAUUAAAUCUGAUGUUGAAUAUGUGAUUCGUAUUGGACGUAGUAUUGUUGAAAAAGGACAAACAGAUGAAUCAAAUGAAUUGAUAAGACAAAUGGAACAAUUAAAAACAACUUAUAAUACUCUUGGAGCUAAAGUAUCAACAUCAAGAAAUCAAUUAGAUAAUGUUGAACGUCAUUUACGAAAAUUUCGUAAAGAAUAUUCUCAUAUUCAUGAAUGGUUUGUUAAAGCUGAUCAUGAAAUACGUAAAAUAGAAAAUAAACAAGUAUCAAAAAAUACUAAAGAAGAAAUUGAUUGGAUACGAACAACACGAAAUGAUAUAAGAAAACUUGAAGCUAAUUUUGAAGUAUUAAGAAAUUUAGAACGUACAAUACAAAAAGAUGCUGAAAGAUUAAUACCUAGUCUUCAUGAAAAAAUAAGUGAAUUAAAACGACAAAUUGACCAAUUGGAUAGAAGACUUAAAGAUCGUUCCGAUAUUGUCGAGGACAGAAUGAGGAGUGGCGUCAUACGUUCGACGUCAUCACAUUCUGAACCAUCACGUCGUUAUCAUAAUUUACUUUAUAUUCCAUUUGAAUCUGGAUAUGAUUCAUCAUCAGGUAUAUCGGCAUCAUCAUCAACAACUCUCUCUCCUGUUGAAUAUAUUAUAUAUCCUAUUGGUUUACGUAAGGGUCAAGUACGAAGAUUAGAAGAUGAUUAUCAACGAUUUACUCAAAUAUAUAAAGAAAUAAUAAUACGUUUGGAAAAAUUAGAUUCACUUUUAUCGGAUGCCGAACGUGUUCUUGAUUUAACAAGAAUAUCACAAGUACAAGAAGAAUUACGUAGUGUACGAACUCAACUUGAUGAAAUACUUAAUCUUGGUCAAGAUCUUGUAUCAAAAAGUGAAACAUAUAGCAAACUUGUUGGUCCUGAUAUUGAAAAUAUAACACGAAAUUUUGAAGAAUUACAACGUCGUAUUCGUGUCAUACAGGAAAAACAGGAUAAACGUAUACGAGAACAACAACAACAACAACAACAACAAACAACAACAACAACAACAACAUCAAAUAAUAUUCAAGAUGAUCAACGUGAUGAUGUUCGUCGUGAAUAUUAUUCUGAAAAACGUUAUAAUCGUACUGAACGUGAAGCACGUCGUCGUUCACCAUCAGAAUCAUCAGAUAUAAGUACGACACAUGGUGUUAUUGAUGAAGAAUUUAAGAAAAAAUAUUUACGUUGUUUGGCUUAUAUGAAAUUAAUUGAACGUUUAUAUGAUAAUCAACACGAUACUGAUGAUGAUACUGAAAUUAAACAUCGGAGAUUAUCUAGACGAGAACGAACUGUUCGUGAUCGACCAGAAUAUGAAGAAAUUGAAAGAAUUAUACGUGAAACAGAAGAACGAGCUUAUAUUAUUGAAAAGACUGAUGUUGAACAAGCACGUCGUAUAAGAGAAAAAAUUCGUCGACUUAAAGAUUGUUUAGAAAAUCUUAAAACUCGUUCUGAACAAUAUCAAGGACAAGAUGAAGUUUUUCGAUAUAAUGAACGAUAUGAAGAACAUGUUCGUACAACAACUGGAGCAACAGCAGUAAAAGAACGGGAAAUGGAUUCCGAUUUUAUUUAUGAUAUUGAUGAUACACGUUCAGUAAUAAGUGAACCCGCACCGCAAUAUGGAAAAUAUCGUAAAACAGUUCAUUCACUUGAACGUUAUAGAACUGAUGAUCAUGCACGUUGUAUUCCAACAUAUGAAGAAUAUCAAUUACAACCAUUAUUACGUGUACGUAGUUUGAAAGCCAUUGAUCAUCGUACAUUAAGUGCACCAUCAUCACCAAUCUUACAACCACGUUAUCGUUCGUAUGAACGUUCUAAUGUUCAAUUUACAAAACAAGCGAAAUCUCAACAAGGUUAUCAAGAUAAUUACCAAAGUUCAAUAUCGAAAUCAGCAAGUAUGCCAAAUGGUGGUUUUCCAAUGCAUCAAUGUCUCUUACCUCAUCCACCACCGCCACCAGCACAUUUUUGUUGUCAUCAACAACCUAUGACAUAUCGUGAACGUGUUAUUGAUAGACAUGUUGCUGAAAGAAGUACAUCACGUGGUGAAUCUCGUCGUCAACAACAUCAAGAAUCAAGUGCUCAAAUGCAACAACAACAACAACAACAACAACAACAGCAACAACAAGUACGUUCAGCUAGUGCAAGUGGACAUACUCAAACAUUUAAUCGAUCAAUACCUGUUCAAUAUCAAUCGUCAAAUGCAAAUGCAACUACUGCUUCAUCAGGUGGUUUUCGAACAACAAAUACAUAUUCGCAAGAACAACAUCCAACUAUUUUUUAUCAUGAACAGCAAAGUGGUGGUGGUGGUGGUGGUGGUGGUGGUUGUAGUAGUUAUCGUCAACAAAUUAAUGAUCAACAGACAUAUCCACCACAGAAUGUUGGUCGUCAUCCAACACGUAUUGUCAACUAA
Molecule: messenger RNA, 7317 nt
Organism: Rotaria sp. Silwood1
Lineage: Eukaryota; Metazoa; Rotifera; Eurotatoria; Philodinida; Philodinidae
Source: the annotation of a GenBank genome assembly